CUAGCGAGAUAAUAUCUAUGUAUGUAUAUCCCUCAAUUCACUCGUACGAAAUUGGAAUUGAAAAAUAACUCGUUAAUUUCAGUUAAUUCGAUCAUAGUUUAGUAUCAAACAAUGUAUAUUCACAGUCUAUUAAUUACUGUUUUAUAAUUACACCGAAGUAUUCUUCAAGUAAUAUAUCAGGUUAGGGCAAGAAUAUGUGUACAGUAUAUUUUAUUUACAUUUUUAUAAUCGCUUGCCUCGUAAUACUUGCAAGAAUAUAUUUUAUAAUAUUUUGUACACGUAAGAGGAAACGAAAAACAGGUCGAGAUCAUCCCGUUAAAACGUUAAUAAUAUUAGGAUCCGGUGGGCACACAGCAGAAAUGAUAAGAAUUCUGCAAUGUUUAGAUUUUAAAAAUUAUUCACCAAGAAUCUAUGUACAUGCCGGCACAGAUACAAUGAGCGUAGACAAAGCAAAGGACUUGGAAAAGAAUAACAGAGAUUAUAAAAUAAUUAAAAUUCGUAGAAGCAGAGAUAUUCAUCAGUCAUAUUAUACAUCCGUUUAUUCCACUAUUUCUGCAACUUUGGAAUCAAUUCCACUUUUAUGGAGAGAAUGCCCAGAUUUACUUUUGUGCAAUGGUCCGGGCACUUGUGUUCCUUUAUGCGUCGUAAUGUUUCUGUACAAAGUGUUCUUUGCCAAGCAAACUACUAUAAUAUUUGUCGAAAGUUUCUGCAGAGUUAAAACAUUAUCUUUGAGUGGAAAAAUUUUGUAUUAUAUAGUCGACUAUCUAUUCGUACAGUGGCCAUAUUUAAGCAAACCGAUGUACACAAGAACAAUUUAUACACGAAAAAUGCAUAAUCACAUGCUGGUUACAAAACUAAUUCCAUGGGACUUGAUAGAAAAUUCACAGAAUUGUUUACCCGUGGAAAUGAAAAUACAUUUAACAACGACGAUAAUCAGAUUAAAAAGCUUUGAUGAAAAUAAAAUGGAUGUUUCAAGAAAGUGGGUAGAAAAUUCAUUAAUUCGAAUCGAAGCUUGUCUAGACAAAACAUGGGAAAUACUAAAUUCGGGUUAUUGGCAGUCGGUUCCAAUUGAUUAUAGAUAUUGUUAUUCGCUCUGUGCUAUUUUAAAGGCGGUACUACUAGAGUUUCAAUAUGACGAUGACGAUGACGAUGACGAUGACGAUGACGAUGUCGUUAAGAAUACGACUUUAUUAAAAACUAUUGUCCAACAAAUUGAUAAAGGUAUUUUGUUGGGAGCACCACUUCCCGACAUGCCUUCUUUAUUGCCAACAAUCGCCGAAAAAUUAAAUAAACAUUGUGCAUCAGAGCCGUUGGAAUCAUCGAUUUUCAAAGAAUUUACCAUCGAUCCUAAAAAUUUACUAGAUUUUACACUGCCCGGUUUCACCGAAAUUGCUUAUCACAAUGAACCAUCAAUGGAGUUAUUUUACAAAGAAAUAUUUCUGCCAAAAAUUCCAGCACUGUUAAAAGGUUGUAUUAAACAUUGGAAAGCUUUAGAACGAUGGCAAGACUUAAAUUAUUUAAGCAAAGUAGCAGGGAAUAGAACAGUACCAAUUGAAAUUGGAUCUCGUUAUACCAAUGAAGAUUGGACACAGCAACUUGUUAGUUUUUCGGAAUUUUUACAAAAACAUAUAUUAGAAAAAGAUAAUGGAGUUGGAUAUUUGGCACAACAUCAGCUUUUUGAGCAGGUACCUGAACUAAAAGAUGAUUUUACGAUACCCGAUUACUGCAGUUUUACAGAUAACAACGAAGUGGAAACUCCAGACAUAAAUGCUUGGUUUGGACCUAGUGGAACUGUUUCACCUUUGCACUUUGAUCCAAAGAAUAAUUUUUUGUGCCAAGUAUUUGGGUAUAAAAGAGUUAUUUUAUAUCACCCAAAAGAUUCACCUAAUUUGUAUCCAUAUGGUACAAGGUUACUCAAUAACACUGCACAAGUAGAUCCUUUAAAUCCGAAUGAUGAAAAGUGGCCGGAUUUUAUCAAAGCUAAAGGGUUGGUGGGUUAUUUGAAGCCAGGAGAAAUGCUUUAUAUUCCUCCAAAAUGGUGGCACCAUGUAACAUCAUUAACUCCAAGUUUCUCAAUCAGUUUUUGGUGGGAUUGAGCAUAAUAUAAACAUUUAUUUAGGAAACUGUUAAAUAUGUAAAUACGCUAAAUAAAUAUUUAUAAAAAACAUAGGAUACGAAAUGUUAAUAUUAAUUAUUAACUGUACGUUAAAAAAUAAUACAUACAUAUCAUGAAUUUUA
Molecule: messenger RNA, 2238 nt
Organism: Colletes gigas
Lineage: Eukaryota; Metazoa; Arthropoda; Insecta; Hymenoptera; Colletidae
Product: bifunctional peptidase and arginyl-hydroxylase JMJD5-like
Exons: 9
Coding region: 195-2096 (633 amino acids)
Biological process (GO): dolichol-linked oligosaccharide biosynthetic process
Cellular component (GO): UDP-N-acetylglucosamine transferase complex; nucleus
Molecular function (GO): histone H3K36 demethylase activity
Source: RefSeq, a predicted model, not a curated record